GGCACAUUGUAUCAAAGAAGGUUGACACGAAAAUAGAAAAAAAAAACAAUUUAAACUAAAUUUCGCGUAAUUAAUAGGCUGUUUUUCACAUUUCCAUUGAUUUUAGUUACUAAUUGAGUGUAUCCUUUGUUCGUUUAACCACACAACACGCCGCAUUUCCACCUCGAAAAAGUGAAAAGUUUUGUGCAAGUGGCUCAUUACGUCGCUACAUACGAGAACAGAAGGCGAAAAAAAAGAAACCUGGAUGACAGACUGAAAAUUUCGUGUCAUCAAAUUCUUGAAUUUUCCUUUUUUACUUGCAUUUCCGUUGUUUUUUUCGUUUUCUGUGGUCGUGCGUGAACUGAAAAAAGACAUCUACAUUCCAAAAGACAAAAUUUUUCAUCAGAAAUCGUCAAAAUGAGUGUUUCUGAAGGAUUUAAUCCCGCAUUUAACAUGGCCACGAUACGGCAAGCAAUAAAUGAGACAAUUGACCGAGUACGGAUGCCGACACCCACACGUUUGCGGGACUUGAUACGACAAAUACGCGCGGCACGGACCGCCGCCGAGGAGCGGGCUGUCGUAAAUCGCGAAUGUGCCUACAUCCGAAGCACUUUUCGCGAGGAGGACUCCGUUUGGCGUUGUCGCAACAUCGCAAAACUCCUGUACAUUCACAUGUUGGGCUAUCCGGCGCAUUUUGGGCAGCUCGAAUGUCUGAAAUUGACAGCCAGUGCUCGUUUCACGGACAAGAGAAUUGGAUAUUUGGGCGCCAUGUUGCUGCUCGACGAACGACAAGACGUUCAUUUGCUCAUUACGAAUUGUUUGAAGAAUGACCUAAAUUGCCCCACGCAGUUCGUGGUUGGCUUGGCGUUGUGCACUUUGGGUGCGAUUGCGUCUCCGGAGAUGGCUCGUGACUUGGCUGGCGAAGUGGAGCGACUAAUGAAGUCCCCGAAUGCUUAUAUUAGGAAGAAGGCGGCGUUGUGUGCGUUUCGGGUGAUUAGACGUGUGCCGGAGUUGAUGGAAAUUUUCCUGCCAGCGACGCGUUCUUUGCUCACGGAGAAGAAUCAUGGAAUUUUAAUCACUGGCGUAACUCUCAUCACGGAAAUGUGCGAGCACAGUCCCGAUACGUUGGCUCAUUUCAAAAAGGACACGGGAAGCAGAGAGAUCGUCCCGAACCUCGUCCGCAUACUGAAAAACUUAAUUUUGGCCGGAUAUUCGCCGGAACACGAUGUGAGCGGUAUUAGUGAUCCAUUUUUGCAGGUGAAAAUUCUCCGUUUGCUUCGUAUUUUGGGACAUAAUGAUGCCGAUGCAUCCGAAGCGAUGAACGACAUUUUAGCGCAAGUCGCUACCAACACAGAAACGAGUAAAAAUGUGGGCAACACAAUUUUAUACGAAACCGUUUUGUCGAUUAUGGACAUCAAAUCCGAAGGCGGUUUGCGUGUCCUCGCUGUCAACAUUCUCGGUCGCUUCUUGUUGAACAGCGACAAAAAUAUUCGUUACGUUGCUCUAAAUACCCUUUUGCGGACCGUUCAAGCGGAUAUUUCGGCUGUGCAACGUCACCGAAGCACAAUUCUCGAAUGCUUGAAGGACCCGGACGUGUCAAUUCGUCGUCGUGCAAUGGAAUUGUCCUUUGCACUGAUAAAUGCUCAAAAUAUUCGUACUAUGGUUAAGGAGUUGUUGAUUUUCCUCGAAAAGGCAGAUUCGGAGUUUAAGGCGCAAGUUAGUAGUCGCAUGGUUUUGUCGGCAGAACGAUUUGCGCCAACGAUUCGCUGGCAUCUGGAUACGUUGUUGAGUGUUUUGUUAGCGGCGGGAAAUUACGUGAGAGAUGAUGUUAUUUCAUCCACAAUUCAGCUAAUUUCGAGUAGUCCGCCUGUGGAGCAGGGAUAUUUUGCACUGAAAUUGUGGGAAGCGCUUCAAACUCACAAAGAUUGCGAAAGUAAGCAACCGCUGAUUCAAGUGGCGUUCUGGACAAUGGGCGAAUAUGGCGAUUUGAUGAUGAACGGGGAGAGGAUAGAAGAAUUAGACCGUCCAACGGAAACCGACUUAUUGGAUUUCUACCAAAAAGUUUUGUGGUCACCGCAAGUGUCGACAAUUAGCAAACAAUAUGCUCUGAUGUCAUUGGCGAAGCUCAGUACGAGACUAAAUCCGUGUCCAAAUGAAAUUCAGUCGAUGAUUGUUUCCUUCAGCUCUCAUUUGAACGUCGAUUUGCAGCAGCGUGGCAUCGAAUUUUCGCAACUAUUUCGGGAUUACAACAAUUUGAGGCCUGCAUUGCUCGAAAAAAUGCCGCCGAUGCAGCUCAACAAGGCAAAUGGCAAUGGAGUGUCGUCUGACGACAGCACGAGUGGUCCAGAUUUGAUCGAAACGGAAGUUUCGGGAGAAGAAUCGCUCAUUGGCGGCGGUGUUUCAGUGAAGUCAUCAGGACCAAGUGACUCGAAUAUUUUGCUGGACCUCUUGGGUGGCAACGACGAACCAAGCAGUAUUCCAAAUGUUCCAAAUACGACAAAUAACAAUACGAUCAACAGCAGUAAAUCAAAUAAUCAAGAUCUACUAGACUUAUUGGGUGGCCUUGAUUUGUCGGCACCAUCGGAUGCCGCAUCGACAACGACGAUAAUGCCACCGCAAGCAACGCCCACGAUGAUACAAUCGCCUCUGGACUCGCUCGUGGGCCUCGGAGGACUUUCGUCGCCCGUAACUGCGGUGCCCGAUAGUAGUAGCAACAACGUUGACGGAUUGCUGGUGAACAAUUUAUUAGGCGGACAACAAAAUAACGUAACGAGUACCGAUAUUUUGGAUGAUUUUACUAAUUUCAACCAAGAAACAACGUUGCCAAAAAUCACAGCAUUCAAUAAAAAUGGCAUUUUAGUUGAUUUACUACCACGCAAGGGUGCCGAUUGCCUCACGAUAGUUAUGACAGCGACAAACAGUUCGUUGAAUACCUUAGAGCAAUAUCUAUUUCAAGUGGCAGUUCCUAAAAGCUUCACACUUCAAAUGUUAUCGCCAUCGGGCACUGAAUUACCGCCCGGCGGCAACAUAACUCAGGAAAUGAAGAUCACAAGUAAUGCCAAGGCUGUUCUGCGGAUGAGACUGCGAUUGUCUUACGUGUCGGAAGGGAGUCCCGUGCUCGAGCAAACUGAAGUUAGCGGCUUUCCGGAUGACGUUUUCGAAUGAUGAUCUAUUGGCAGUCAUUAAAAAAGUUUUUUUUAUGAGAGAAAUCGUUAAAAUUUAUUUUAUUCCUUAAGUUUAGCAUGUUAUGAUUAUCAUUUAUAUCUCUAUCUAACUACACGUUAAAAGAAUUUUAUUACUACGAAAAAAGUGAAAAAAAAACUAAUAAUAAUUGUAAAAAUUAAUUUAAAAAAAAAAUAUUAAAUAUAUAUCAAGUAGAUAAAAUUUAACAAAAAAUAUCGACUACGAAGCAAAAUGAAAGAAAAAUAGAAAAAAAAGAAUAGAAUGUAAAAAAAAAACGGAAGUAGGGUGACAUUUUUAACCGCGCGUGCUUCUUUUUUUAAGUUAUUUUCGCUUUUUAAGCAUUUUAUAACGCAUGCAAGCCUUACAAAAAUAACUCUCUUGUAAAUUUAUGUGGUAGAAAGUUUUUCUUUUAUUAUUUCUCGAGCUAAAAAAAUGCAGCACUCAAAAAUUAGGUCAUUACCGGAUUACUUAGCUAACGUAAGGACAUUAAAUUAGCGCAUAUUUAUAUACAACAAGAACAAUAGGAGAGUCCAUUAUUUAUGGGGUGGGUUCCUUAAUGAUUUUGACAGUUAAAGUUUUUGACAGUGUCACUUAGUGUUACUUUUUUUUAAUAAAAUUAUAAUUUUAAGGCGAUUUUUAGUUAAUUUUUGAUAUUUUUAGUUAAAAGUUUUAAAAUCUAGAGAUUUUUUAUCAAAAUUUAUUUAAAUUUUGACAUUUAAAAUAUUGACCUUUGACAGAUGUCAUAAUUUUUUAAUAAUUUUCAAUUUUAAUCUUAAUUUUUUGAUUAAAAUUUAGAUUAUAGAUCAUCU
This is a messenger RNA of Culicoides brevitarsis, 3971 nucleotides long. RefSeq names its product AP-1 complex subunit gamma-1 (gene AP-1gamma). Gene Ontology annotation, biological process: Golgi to vacuole transport; intracellular protein transport. NCBI's taxonomy places the organism in Eukaryota, Metazoa, Arthropoda, Insecta, Diptera, Ceratopogonidae. Gene Ontology annotation, cellular component: AP-1 adaptor complex; Golgi apparatus; membrane coat. Gene Ontology annotation, molecular function: clathrin-cargo adaptor activity. The record is from RefSeq and is a predicted model, not a curated record. The coding region runs from base 397 to 3144 and encodes 915 amino acids. The transcript has 15 exons.